CCAAAUGCAACCCGUUACAAACAUUGUCUACAACCAACUAUUGCUCUAGGUAUAUGCGAUAACUACAAAUGCAGGCAAUAGACAGCCAACAGCCUGCGAAGAAGCGGAAAUGGGACAUUCCGGGGCCAGGAACCUUGCCUCAGACUGUUACCCAGCUGGGUCAGGUUUCGGGUUCUGGUGGCUUAGCUGCUGUGGGAUCGGCGGCUCCAUCUGUAGAUAUUGCGCUUGCACAAGCUGCUGCGGCAGCUCUCUUUAGUAAAUAUCAUCCUGGCGCCCAGGCGAAGCCUACUCCCACAGCGCCAGUCAUAGCUGCGUACUCAGCAGUUGUGGCCACAGAUUCAAAGCCAUUCGAUCACUCACGGGAGGUCUAUAUCAACGACGCGGCUACGGGGGUCCGCAUCCACCUGACCAAACGCGGAGUUCAGGAUGAAAUCCAGUCUCGCACCGGCACUAUCAUUGUUACGAGGGGCCGAUACUAUGCGCCGGGUGUUGCGCCGGAUGGAAAGGAUAAGCCGUUGCACCUCCUGGUGAAGCCUGGGGCCAACGCUGGAACGACUGACGAGCAAAAGCAGCAGGCGGUCAGCAACGCAAUCUCCGACAUUCAGCGCAUCUUGAAUGGCAUGCCCCCCGGCCGGCCCGCGCCUGCGGCAGGUCACCACGCCGGCACGGCUCCUCCCCCUCACCCACCUCCCUACGGCGUUGCCCCACCACCGGCGGGGCCCCACCACCACCAUCCACCACCUCCGGCGGGCUACGGACCGCCGCCACCGUACGGAGCACCGCCCCCUGUCGUACCGGGAGCGGCCCCGCCGCCACCUGCUGGGUACGGCUACCCUCCCCCGACGGCGCCGCCAGCCGGCACACCGCCGUCGCAUCCGGGUCGGGACAGCAGCAGUGGAGGGGCGGGAGCAGCAGCGCCGGCGGGAGGCUGCAGCUGCUCGGUGUUCACGGGCGUCCCGCAGCCGGGGGCGUUUCCGUUGGCUGAGAAGAUUAAGGGACCGGGCGGCACUUUCGUGCAGCACAUCUCCACAACAACGGGGGCAACCGUGCAGCUACGCGGGCGGGGCUCGGGCGAUGCGGAGGGUCCGGACCCGUUGCACGUCCACAUCGCUGCCCCCUCACCCAAGGCGCUAGAGGACGCCAAGAGCCUGCUGUUGGACCUCCUGCGCACCGUGGUGGAGGACUACAGCCGGAGCAACCCCUCGCUGGCGCACACCGUUCAACCGCCAACCGUCAUCCAACUGCCUGCGCAGCAACAGCAGCAGCAGCAGCAACCACCGACACCACCGUACGGCAGCGCUCCUCCGCCGUACCCGCCCCCGUACGGCGCAGCCGCACCGCCCCCUGGAGCUCCGUACUACCCUCCUCCAGGCCACCCGCCGUACUACCCCCCACCGGGUCAGCCGUACCCGCCACCCCAGCCGUACGGCAGUGCACCGCCUCCGUACGGAGCGCCCCCGCCUCCGUACGCUGGCGCCCCUCCGCCGUACAGUUACCAACCUCCGGCUGCUGGUACGACGGCACAACCGCCGCCGUACCACUACCCACCUCCCGGCGCUCCUCCCGGGUACGCAGCUCCGCCGCCGCCGCAGCAGUCCUCAACACCAGGAGCGCACAACCCCUACCCGCCCCCGCACCAGCACCCUCCACCUGCUGGGUAUGGUGUCGCCGCGCCGCCGCCAGCUGCCCCCGCCGCGCCGGCAGCCCCGGCGCCGUACGGCAUGCACCCGCCGCCCGCAACCGCGGCAGCCGUACCGCCUCCAGCGGCAGCAAGCGCACCCCAUGCAGUUCAGCAGGGUGCUCCGGGCGGAGGCAGUUACGCGGGCAUGCACUCGUCGUAUGGAUCAGAGCCGUCCGCAACAACCGGCAAUCAUGCCGCGGGGAGUCACACCCUUGCCGCACAUCAGCAUCAACAACAGCAGCAGCAGCAACAACAAUCGGGUCCGCCGAAGCGCAAGUUCCGGGAAGCUCGUGAGGGGGAGCAGGUGCGGUGGUGGUUGCUGAUUGCCUUGCAGCGGCUUUGCGACCCCCCUUGGCGCAACGACAGCCGAGACGUGGAGUCAUGACAACCUUUUCAUCGGCCCCUGAGUUCCUUAUAGCCCCGUAAAUGCUAGACCUCCCCAGCUACUGACGUCAUUUGUCUUCCCUCCUCGUACUCCCUUUCCCUUUUUCCAUAUUCGCGACAAUUUUACUGACUGGACCUUCCCUUCCUUUCUCUCUUUUUGGGGCUCCCGCCCGUCACCAUGGGGCGCGUCUUCCCUCCCCUUCCUUGCCCUCCCUCCUGCCCUCCCUUUUUCCCUAUCCCACCCUUCUUCACCCCCUCCGCCCCCACCUCCACACCGCUGGCAUUCCUUGCUGCCAUUCCCGCCGGGCCCUUCUCACGCGGCCCUUGCGUCCCUGCGCGAGCAGGCUCGGCCUUCCCCCCCUCCGCCAGACAACCCGUACGCCCAGUACGCACAGGCGAUGGGGCGCACACAGCAGCAACCCGCAAGCAACGCUGCAAGCAGCAACGGUAACAACGCCGCCGCCACAAGCAGCUGCAUGCAGGACAGCACCAAGAGCAGCCACAUGGCAAAUGGGGCGGGUGGAGUGACCUUUGUUCCCGCCUCUUCUUCCUCCGGGGGACAACAACAACAGCAGCCGCAGGCGGCAACGUACGGGGGCCAGACGGCUGGGCUAGGAGGUACGCGACCCAUUCGCAGGGGAAGUUGCCCGACAGGAGUUGCCCGAAAGCAAUGCAGAGGAAAACAAUUGCAGGCUGAUACGAAACGUCCAAAUUUGCAGCUAUGAGGCCGACUAAGUCAUCUUUUGUUGUGAUAAGACGUUGUACCAUUCUUUCUGGAGCAUCGCCACUCGUAUCCUUACCGACCUGCUACUAAUUCUGCUGCUCGCUCCAACGCCCCCGCACCACACUCAAACUCCCCAACUGACGCUCCCGCCCCCUCCUCCGCGCUCCCUGCGCCCCUUUCUGACCGUCAUUUGCUCCCUCCCCGUCCCAUGGACCCAUGGGUCACCGCCGCCCGGGCUUCCACAGCUGCCAAUCCCGCCCCUGCCACCGUAGUCUCCGGCGGCGCCUCUGCCGCGAUCGAGCCCGCGUCCACCGCACAGGUUACUGGCUCCCUGCAUGGACUCAUCGGCUACGGUGAUGGUGACGGCGACGACUGACCAUCAUCCUAGGAGAUGUCUCGACUCCUAGCGAAACUAACCCGGCAUGGCUAGGCCCGUUCUGAGCUUUCUGCGUCGUGGUCAACGCCAUGCCUGCUUGGAAUGCUCGGAAUGGUAAGACUGCGGUAACUGUGUCAUGCAGUUUGCAGGUACAACAGGUAACAAGAGCCUUGGGCGGGAGUGGGGUUUGUUAGUAGCUGGUUUCAUAGCCGUUGUAGCCGUUGUCUGGGGGUUCGGAUUGAAUUUCGAACGGGGUUUGAAGGUGGAUAGCCGUUGUCUGGGGGUUGGGUAUGAAUCCCCAAUAGGUUUAUAAGGUGGUUGUUUGUUUAGGCAAUGGUGGCAAGUGGUGUAGCAACCCUUUUGUACACCACUUCUUCUUGGGGCCUUUGCUAACCUUGUUUCUCGUUUGCUGUUGGUUGGUGCUGCUUGUACCGGUAUCAGCAUGGCUGCGGCAAACCCUGCUGUGUGUUUGCUCUCCUGAAGAUAACGUUGCCCGGCUUGCGGAGCUCUUGCGCGCCUGCUGAACAAGUAGUGAGCGAUUGUGAUUUAGGGGAUUGGGGUUGUGGCCGUUGUUGUUUCAAGCGCAGCUGGGUGAAGCAUGGGAGGUAUGAACGAGCCCAUGAUACCAACAUUUGGCUUCGAAUGCUGGGAAGUUGGAGUUCGGCGGCAUGCGGCUUGGCGAAUUCCUUUCAUUACUGUCGUCUUGGUGCCUUGCUUGGCUUACGGUUUCGCAUAGAGCAUGGUUUGGCCAGGACGAUGUGCCUGCCAUGUAGGCAUCGCUCGCUUGCAGUGAAAAUGGCCCCGAGGGGUUGUGUUAACAAUUACGACAGCGGGGGCUACCGAGGGCUAAUGUCAAGGGCUAAUGAGGUGGGGAAGCACGACGCGUGCGAUAUGAUUGUGUAGAGCCGUGAUGGGUUAGGGGGAUGCAAUAGCUUGGUAGGAGAACGAAGGGCACGGUAAAACCGGUGUAACACGAUCGUCGGCGUUUCUUAUUUAUUCUCAUAGCGCACACGUCCACCUUAUCCACGGGCUGGUUUCGAAGCCCACGAAAGCAAAGGUACACAAUUUAAGGAUAAUGUACAGAGGCUAGCUACCUACAAGCCCCGCAGAGAUGCACAAGGCCCACUGCCGUGAGCAGACGGGGGCCAUGCCUGGGUAGCGUGAC
This is a messenger RNA of Astrephomene gubernaculifera, 4330 nucleotides long. The record is from the annotation of a GenBank genome assembly. NCBI's taxonomy places the organism in Eukaryota, Viridiplantae, Chlorophyta, Chlorophyceae, Chlamydomonadales, Astrephomenaceae.